UGCGCGGCUGAUCGCAGUGGCCACCCUUCUGCCCUCUGAGCCACUCGGGCUCCCACCCGCAGCCCGAGCCAACGCGCUUCUCCCGCACGCAGCGAGCCUGCUAGCGCAGCGCCAGGGAGACGAUGGGGACAGUUUAACCUAAUCCUGUCCGGGGCCUUAGAUCCCACCCUGCAGGCAUCGUGAGAUCCUAAUUAUCCUCCAUCCACACACAGUUGUGUGCCCCCGCAGGGUCUCCUUGCCUCCCCCGGGCCCGCAAGCUCGCCUAAAUUCGCUUCCCAGUCAGAGUAGCUGGCUCUGUGCUCUCCUGCUUGGCGCUGCUGCUUAGCUUUGGUAGGACUUUUGUUGUUGUUGUGCUGGAAGCUGGGGAUCCAUUUAGGACCUUUGCUGGCUUGGUUUGUGGAGGAUUUACUCUGUGACCAUGGAGUACACAGCCUCCCCCAAACCGCAGCUCUCCUCCAGAGCCAACGCCUUCUCCAUCGCGGCUCUCAUGUCAAGUGGCAGCUCGAAAGAAAAGGAAAGUGCGGAGAGCACCAUCAAACCUCUGGAGCAGUUCGUGGAGAAAUCCUCCUGCGCCCAGCCCCUGACCGACUUGGCCAGCCUGGAUCCGCACGGCGAGUUCAGCCCCAGCCCUUCUGCCCUCUGCACCGAGCCCCUCAUCCCCACCACCCCCAUCAUCCCGAGUGAGGAAAUGGCCAAGAUCUCCUGCAGCCUGGAGACCAAGGAGCUGUGGGACAAGUUCCACGAGCUGGGCACCGAGAUGAUCAUUACCAAGUCUGGCAGGAGAAUGUUUCCUACUAUUAGGGUUUCCUUUUCGGGAGUAGAUCCUGAGGCCAAGUACAUAGUGCUAAUGGAUAUCGUUCCAGUGGACAAUAAGAGAUAUAGAUACGCUUACCACAGAUCCUCCUGGUUGGUAGCUGGAAAAGCUGACCCUCCACUCCCUGCAAGGUUGUAUGUGCACCCUGAUUCUCCUUUUACCGGGGAACAAUUAUUAAAGCAGAUGGUGUCCUUUGAAAAAGUGAAACUAACAAACAAUGAACUGGAUCAACAUGGGCAUAUAAUUUUGAACUCCAUGCACAAGUACCAGCCCAGGGUGCACAUCAUUAAGAAGAAAGACCACACUGCCUCUUUGCUAAACCUGAAAUCUGAAGAGUUCAGGACAUUUAUCUUUCCAGAGACGGUUUUUACAGCAGUUACUGCCUACCAGAAUCAGUUGAUAACCAAGCUGAAAAUUGACAGCAACCCUUUUGCUAAAGGAUUCCGGGACUCUUCAAGACUCACUGAUAUUGAGAGAGAAAGUGUGGAGAGCCUUAUUCAAAAGCAUUCCUAUGCACGCUCCCCCAUCAGAACCUACGGAGGAGAAGAUGAUGUUCUGGGAGAUGAGAGCCAGGCAACACAAAACAGAGGAUCAGCUUUUACAACAUCCGAUAACUUAUCUCUCAGCUCCUGGGUAUCCUCUUCAACCAGUUUUCCUGGAUUUCAGCACCCACAGUCUUUGACUGCCCUUGGUACCAGCACUGCAUCCAUAGCUACACCCAUUCCUCAUCCAAUCCAAGGAUCUCUGCCUCCAUACAGCCGUCUGGGAAUGCCUCUUACACCUUCUGCCAUAGCCAGCUCAAUGCAAGGGAGUGGCCCAACGUUCCCGUCAUUCCACAUGCCUAGAUACCACCAUUACUUUCAACAGGGGCCUUAUGCAGCUAUUCAAGGACUGCGUCAUUCCUCUGCAGUGAUGACUCCAUUUGUAUGACUGACAUCAGACAAGAGAAAUCAAGAUUUUAAAUGUGAAAAUUUGCCGUGACAGUACAGCAGACCUUCUUGAAUGAUCUCUGGUGAAAGAGCUGAACUCCUAACAUACCAGCUAACAAUGCAUUAUGGCUACAGAUUCCUCCAUUUAGGGAUCGUGGCAAGAAGGAAUGCAACUUGGGGUUGCAAAAGAAGCCAUCUACUACAGCAAAAUGGAUCACAAAGUUCACAGGACUUUUAGCCAAUUGCUGGUUAAUGCAAAGGUUCAUUUUGCCUGGUGGAGUAAGAAGGUGCGUUUAUGCAGCAAUGUACAAAUUAAUUGUGUACAGUUUUUUUGCCCACAUGCUAAAAGAACCCUGAAAGAGGCAAUAUUCUUACUAGACUCCACGUCAUCUUUCCCCACGAAUACUGAGAGCCAAUAUGGAAAGAUGUAUUGCUAUAGCUUUGAGCAUGUUUAGGUUAUCACUGCAUUAGUUUGUUGGGAGAAGGGUGGGUGGGUUGUUCUUUUAAAGACUGACUUACUUUAGUAAGAACAGUUUCUUGGUUCCAAUGGGGAACUAUCAAGAAAACGUGAUCACAAAACAAGUUUGGAAUUCUUUAUUGUCUUUGAGUUCACAAAGUUAUCGUUUCAGAAAAAAAGACUGUCUGAGAACUAUAUAAAAUGUUUGAUUCUGUGCUUUGUCUAAAAAUGAGCUCACAAAUCCCAGAAGGGGGCAAUUUAGCAUCUGUCUGGAGUGAUGGAGGGAAAUAUUUAUUCUGAAGGAUCUGUUACUUUUAAUCUGAAAAUGAAAGAUCUCAAAUCUUCACCCUGAAUCAUUUAUCUGCCACUGAUACUAAAGGACCGCACUCUCCAGAUGUGCAUUUGUAUGUGAUAAAGGAACAGAGCCAAAUUCUUUUACUAUAAAGAUCUGCACAGUGGAUCUCAGUGCAUGGCCAGCACAAGAAUUUACCAGCUUAUCUGAUUUUUUCAUUGUGAUGGGUAAUGUUGCCAACUGUGCUGCCUGCCAGGCAGACCAGAGCCAAAUUCUGGGCUAACAUCUGUCCCAUUUUGAUCUGUGGAGUGGUCUGGAAUAUAAAUCAGCACAUAAUUUGGCCCAUAAUAUUUUACUCAUAUCCAUCUUUUGAUGGUUUCUAAUUUAAAUAUGGCUGUGUUAACAACGGGUCUCAUUCUGGCUGCAAUCCAGACUUUCUGGGUUUUUUUGUCUGUACUAUAAUAAUGUAAUUAGCAUAAUUGCUCAUAUUUGCUCCUGGGUAGAAAGCCACCUUGAGGACUGGGCACCACUGAAGUCUUAAGAGAGGUUGAUGCCUUGUGCUGGCUCUCUGUAUGGGGUUAAUUUCAACAUCUGUGAAGAAUAAACCACAUUCAGAUGAAAGAGAAGGGUCCAAUCAACUCAGCCAUCAUAUAGUUUCUGUACAUCCAUAAGAAAUACCAUAUGUUUAUUGACCCGGAGUUCUUAUACCCUAGUCAUGACUUCUAUAAGGGGCUGUAGUGGUUUAUCUGAAGUAAGGCUUCAAGAGUUCAAGGCCUGUCUUCAUUUUCUUAUUCUGUUAUCCCUAACCAGUGUAUAUUACAGCACUGUGCAGUUAGAGACCUCCAUAUUUUAUGCCAUGUGCCAUACAUCUGGGUGAAGUGAAAGACAUGUCAUAUGAAAGUCUUCAGUCUAUAGCCUAUUGACUAGUACAAAAUGCUGUAACACCAUCUCACAUUUUGCCCGAUUCUUUAUUUUAUGAGGCUGCAAUGGAACACAAAACAAAGAUGAUAUUUAUGGCACAGAUGACAACUAUUUUGAUAAAUCACAAAUGGUGGCUUUUAAAAUCUCCCCAGUUUUUGUCUUGAAUAGGUACCAUUAGCUCCGUAAUUGUAGCAUUACUUUGUCUUUGCCCAACUUUGCUUAGGGAAUACUACAAAGACUGAUGUAAAAGUAUCCAAAGCAACUGAGCGUUUGUUUUGUGGUUUUUUGAAUGGGUGAAGAUGGUGAUCCAGUCAUCAUUUUUGGACUCAGAUUCCCUAUGGGGAAUGUCACAAAUCAAUAUACAGGGCCAACCCUGUAUGCUUGCUUAGGCUGUUCAGAUGUCAAAUUUGGCCUUCUGUACCUACAUACUGGAGUUCGCUGUACCUAAAUACUGUUGAACUUAGCUGCAAGGUAUUUGUACUGAAAAUCCAUUUUUGGCUAAUCAUGCCCUGUUCUGACAUGAAGAACCCUAAUUUGGGGGAAAAUCUGAGAAUAUUAGUGGAUCAGAUACAUAUGCUGCAAAAGCUAGUUAACAAUACAAAGAUAAUACCACUUAUAUUUUCAGUGCUGAUUUGGAGGGACAAUUGACAGUUUUCUCUCCCCUUUCAACUGUUUGGCUUACCUAGAAUAAAUGUGGCAUUCAUUUUUAACCAGAUGCUAAUCCUACAACAGCUAAUGGCAAAAUCUGUGGGGUAAAUUAUCUAGUGGUGCAUUCAGUGUUACCGUGGGAAAAAUUCAACCCUGUUGCUUUUAAAGCUCUUUUUGUGUGUGUGCACAUACUAGAAAAUGCUCAAGUGAGUUCCUGGGCUCCCUGUUUCCAUUGAUUGAAGAAAUAAAUUUGAAGCUGGUAGACUACAUCCUUUAUAACAUGAGACCAAUCUUCUCACAUUGGCCUCUGUUCCCGUAUAAAACAAAAUUCUAAACAAGUUCUUUGGCCCCUUUAGCUCUUUUUCAUGAGCCCAUCCAAAUAACGCCAAUAUUCUCCAUAUAAAAUUUCUGCUGUGAUGCUAAUAGAAUAUGUAAAUGUACCCUAGGAAGAACUACAACUCUCCUUGAAACAAAUAGGCUGUGUCUACAUUGGGCCACUUAUUCUGGAAAAGCAGCCGCUUUUCCGGAAUAACUUGCCAGCUGUCUACACUGGCCGCUUGCUUUUCCGGAAAAGCAAUGACGAUCUAUUGUAAAAUUGUCAGUGUUUUUCCAGAAAAACUAUGCUGCUCCCGUUCGGGAAAAAGUCCUUUUCCGGAAAAACUGUUCCGGAAAAGGGCCAGUGUAGACAGCACAGUAGUCUUUUCCGCAAAAAAGCCCCGAUCGCGAAAAUGACGAUCGGAGCUUUUUUCCGGAAAAGUGCAUCUACAUUGGCCACGGACAAUGCAUCCUGCCAAUGUAGACACGCUUUUUCCGGAAAUACUUAUAAAGGAAAACUAUUCCGUUUUAAGCAUUUCCGGAAAAGGGUGCCAGUGUAGACGUAGCCAUAUAGUAUCAGAAAAAUGCUAAAAUAUCCAACAAAAGGCAAGUGCUUCUUCAUUAGGAAUAAAACGUGAAAUAUAUAUGAAAAGUAUGGCACUAGUCCUCUCCUCAUGUAGAACUUUCACGGGAGUGGGAAGUUCCCUCAAACUCUGAUCAGACUCAUGGACUACUUCCCACAGCAGAGUGGAAUUUGUCACCCUAUCAGUCAAGAAGGGGACAAGGCUUUUAAACCUCCCUCUGAGAAUCCUACGGUCUCUGAGUAGCCACCCCUCUGUUGUGCAGUCUGACUAGCUCAUCCCUACAGCAGUAUAACUCCUUUUGAACCAUGAACCCAUUGGGUUCCCCUCCAAUGCAGACAGAGAAAACAAACCGCUCAAAGGCAAAAUGGCCAUGGAGUGCCCAGCAGCAUUAAUUCAGGGGGUCUCCACCUUAUGGAUCUUGUGGGAGAGUAGAACAUUGUUACUGAAUGGAAGCCCUCAGCCCAUUAUUGACAUAGGUUUAUUAUUGUGAUUUGCUUGUCUUCUAGCAGAAAGCAGCAUUGAGUGUACCUAGUGGUACCCUGAUUGUACCUUGUGGGUGAAAUCCUUGCCCAGUGAAGUCUGUAUCAAAACUGUAAUUGACUUUACUGGGCACAAGAUUUCAGUUUGCCUUUCCUAUCUCACAAAUGGCACCCAGCUAGCCAGACAGUGACAUUUGUGACUCUACCAGUAUAGGAACUCUACAGAGGAGACUACAGACCAGUUUUCCAGUUGCUUUCCAUUGAUUUUUAUUUUUGUAGAUUAAAAAUUUAGAAACGUAAUCCAGAUAGCUGCUUAAACAUUGACAUUGUUAUGAGUGCUUGAAAACAAAUCCCUGUACUGCUUUGAUACUGGCUCAGUAAUCUCUUCCAGGAACUCCUGUCCUGCCAAUGGCCCAGGGAUAUCACUUUGAAGCAAGUGAUUGGUUGAUGACUGACCAAUGCCAAAUAUAACUGAAACUCUUAUUGUUCUAUGUAUUUCACAUUUUUAUGCCUGACGUGGAACAUUCCUCACUUUUCCAUGCUUUCUUGGCUGUGCAGAAUAGGAGCUGGUCCCUUUUAAGAAGGGCUGGAUGAACAUGCCUGUAUUUGUAUUUCAAAAUGAAUGGUAAGAUUAUCCUCAGUCUAUUGUUGUAUUGCCUGGCUCAGUGUUAUGAAUGCAUUUGGAUGUUUUUUAAAUUACUCUGUUACCCAGAGAAAUUCACAUCUUGUAUCAAUCAAAAGAAUCACAGACUAAGGCAAAUGACUUAAGCCUCUAUCCAAUUUCCUUUUUAGUUCUGGAACACUGUAAUGAGUAAGACAUCAAACACAUCUUAAAUUUAGCUGUUCAGUUCUCAGAAAUGGUCUAGCUGAUCUGUUGCCUGCCCUGCAGGAUAGUCAUGGGUCCAAAUUGAGAGCCACUGAUUGGUAGUACAGUAUCUGUGAAUUGACUUAACUAGUAUAGGGCGAAUGGGUUCAGUUACAAAACUAAGGUGAGAUUGCUUUUCUUUUGGAUAAAAACGGUCUUUGUUAGGUCAAGGAAAACAUUAGAUCUUCUCAACACUGGGGAAAAAUAGUAGUCAUAUUUCAGUACUGGUGCAGUCCCAGCCAAUGUUCCCUCUAAUUUUUCCCACCCCUGAGCAGAAUGAUUUUGGUUAUGUGCACCAAAUGUGGAGUAGAUGUGCAACACAUCACCUCCACAUUGGGGCACAUGAAAAAUUCAUGUGUCGGGAGCGGGGCCAAUGGUUCUGAGUACAAGAAGGGGCUCAGGCCUGGGGCAGAGGAUUAGGGUGCAGGAGUGGGGGGGGGGCGGUUCUGGCUGGUGGUGUGGGCUUGGGGGGUUGAGGGAUGCAAGGGCUCUGGUUGGGGGUGCAGGCUAUAGGGUGGGGCUGGGGAUGAGGAGCUUGGGGUGCAGGAGGAGGCACCAGGUUAAGGAAAGGGCUCAGAGCUGGGAAUUGAUGUGCAGAAGAGGGUACAGGCUCUGGAUUGGAUGUGUGGGCUUUGGGGUGAGGCUGGGAAUGAGUGGUUUAUGCUACAGGAGGUGGCUCAGAGUGGGGCAGGAGGUUGGGGCUCAAGCUUACCUCGGCAGCUCCUGGGCAGUGGUGCUAAGUCAGGCUGCCUGGCCAGGGGUACUGAGCUGCACUCUAACAGUGGCCAGCAGGUAUCCUGGGGGUGGAGUGUGGGGCUUGAGGCUCCAUGGCGUGGUGCACUGCACACACUGCUCUUGCCCACAGAAUGGACAUAGUGCCUGGUGCCCUGUGGUCCCCCUGCCUAGGAGCUGACCAUGCUGCACUGGCUGCUUUCUCGCUGGCUGCAGCAUAGAGCUGUUCCACCUGCAGCCCCCAACCCCUGCGCAGGGCUUCAUGGGAAGCCUCACAGCCACUUAGUGGAAGCAUAUGCCCCACCUAUGGGUGAGGUCCAGUGGAGACAGACUGCAGGUUGUCAUUGGCCUCAUGAUCUGUGCAUAGUCUGCACUAGCUCUUCUCUGGCACUAGUGGAACUACACCAGUACUGGAAAAUCUCUACAAAAUUUCCUAGCAAACACACCCUUAAGGAUAAGGCCUUGAGAGCAAUGGCAGAUGCCAAGGGCUUCUGAAAGCCUGGCCGUUCAUGAAUGCACUGUCUCUUCCUGCACUGCAGUGAAGCAUUCUGAUGACAAGAGAAAAGGGGAAAACAACAUCCCAAGAGUCAGCAAAUAUUCGACAUUUUAAAAAGUCAACUUGUUUUUAAAAACAAAAAGGUGAUUUGAUGAUUUGUUUAGAUUCCACAAGGUCCUAUCUCUUAUGUGUUUGUAUUUGAAGAGGCAUUAGGGUUAGAGCCCUUGUGUUGCACUGGGUGUAUCUUACUCAUUGAAAUGCAUGCUCAUUUGGUGAGGCCUAAUUUUUCCCACUCCCUACUGUCUCUUUCUGCACUAGAAAAUGUGGUUUCACUACUUUGCUUCUGUCCUGCUGUGGGGCAGUAUUUCAGACUCUGGUAAAUUGUCACUGAAUGUGGUUUCUGGUCUGUAAAACAAGAAAGGCAAUCUUUUGAGCUUAUGCAGGGUUCUUCUUCAGAGAACUAUUCAGAGGGUCACAGCCAAAUAUAAGGUGGAAUGGAUGGUUUA
Molecule: messenger RNA, 8038 nt
Organism: Pelodiscus sinensis (Chinese soft-shelled turtle)
Lineage: Eukaryota; Metazoa; Chordata; Testudines; Trionychidae
Gene: TBX20
Product: T-box transcription factor 20
Biological process (GO): regulation of transcription by RNA polymerase II; positive regulation of DNA-templated transcription; cell fate specification
Cellular component (GO): nucleus; chromatin
Molecular function (GO): RNA polymerase II cis-regulatory region sequence-specific DNA binding; DNA-binding transcription factor activity, RNA polymerase II-specific
Source: RefSeq, a predicted model, not a curated record